AUGUUUCACAACGGCACCGGUUUCCCGCGUUCUCAUUGCCUUGAUCUUUGGGUGGAUUCAUACAAACUAUAUUGUGAUUGUUGUGUUCAACAAACCAACCGUACCAUAUAUAGGAAGCACCACGAGCCGUUCUUAAACACCGCGGACGAGGGGCAGUGGACAUCACCAGCCGAGGUGGAGCACAAACUCGAGUUCACGGAGGUGUACAACUUAUUCUUGACACACUUCGAAGACAAAAUUUCAGGGUUUAUCGAGGAAGAGGCGGGGGGGACAGUGGAGCAGUUCCAGCAGGAGUGCAAGGAAGCUCUUCUAACGCUAGAGGAGUUCUCUCCUCGAAGGUUCUUCAUCGAGAUCCUACUGGCUACCACAGACUACGACCGUUUCUACGUUCUCAUGGUCGGCGAAGCGAAAAAGCUGAGGAGGGCAAAGGCACAUGCACGCGGGAGUAAUGGUGACAGCCUUAGUGGGUCCUCUUCGUCGCACAAAUAGGAGUUUUUGCCGCGCUGUGAUAUCCCUCUCGUCGUGCUGUCUUGCGGAAAACUCAUAGGUUAAUAUUAAUUAGUAGUAUCACCAAGGCAGUAGUUGCCGAUAUUUUUCAGUAGUUGCAGCAAACAUCCAGGGACGAUACAAUAUUUUUUCCCCGUGAAACAAGUUGCCUGAAACAAGAAAUGGAUUGAAUUCUGCUCAGUAAUAUCUGUCAGGUAAUGGUACCAGGUGGUUCUUGCUCGGUGAUAUUUUCUCGCGUUCUACACGUAUUCUGAAUUUUAGAGCGCGUGGUUCAUGUGGGCGGGCCAGCCGUGGGCACGCAUUCACGAGAAAAGGUCGUUUGGAAUUGCUUUCGUCCUCGGACUUCUUUUCACUUGCCAGCAUUCCCUAUCCCUAAAUAGAUUCAGCCGUCAUUUUCGUCGUGGUAUCGAAGUUCUUGUGUGCGCUUGCUGUCCACUUGUUGGGCAUGACGUGGGAAGAAACCCAGUUACUGUUAAGUAUGACUGCGCAGAGAGUCGUACCCAUGUCCCAGCACCAAAAGGCUGGGAGGAUGUACGAACCGGGGACCGAUAAAGCCCAUUGGCCAUGUGAUAUUCGAGCUCCGCUUGGAGCCCCAACUUGUAGAAAUGUGGAGCGUCUUGUGUGGGGGGGGCUGAUGGGACUCGCGACCGCUAGUCGGGUGAUAGGAUUUCGUGUCUGGCUACAUAGAUGGAGCAUCCGCUCAAUCUGUCG
Molecule: messenger RNA, 1218 nt
Organism: Ectocarpus sp. CCAP 1310/34
Lineage: Eukaryota; Phaeophyceae; Ectocarpales; Ectocarpaceae
Source: the annotation of a GenBank genome assembly